UUCGUCGGAUCACUAAUCGGUGAUAAAUCAAUAACUUUUUCCACAAGCAUCCAAUUGGCUUCUUUAACGGUGUUGAGAUAAUUCGAUAUUCUGAAUCUGCAUGUCAAACUGAGCCGAAAUCCAAAUUUUCAUGAAUUUCGGAGCCCGGGAACCUAUUUAAAAAUCAAUUUGAAGUUUGUAUGGGAGCGAUUUGUCGAAUCACCCCUUAUCGCAGUUUGUACUGGGCGGAGCUGUCAAACAGUUACCCAGCUGUCAAAAGGUGAUUUCAAAAAAUUUCUUUGAAAUUGAUUUUAGGUACCAAAAUAAGGUUCUAAAAAUCUGAAAAAAAUCAUAGUGGCUCAGAAAAAGGUGCUCUUUCGUAUAAAAUCGAAAAAUCAAUAUAUUUUUCUUAAUUUAAAAACCCAAUUGUUUUGCGGCCUUCGAAAGAAAGUUUCACAAAGGAUUUUUCUUCAAGAAGCGUUGAUCGAUUUAAAUUAAGGAGAUAAGGGGCGACCUCUGGGAUUUUUUGUUUGAAAGUAUAACUUUUCCCAUAGUAAAUCCUAUGCAAACUUUGAACCGCUUGCGCUAAAUUAUAGUUUCACCGAUUGCGCUGAAAUUUUGUACAGUUCAUAUGGGACCUAAAUGACAUCUAAAAAGUCGACUGGAGCGAGGAUUUAUUUUUUCCAUACAAGCGUGUCCCAUACUAUUGUGCAACCCUACCAGUAGUCUCUAAUGUGGUAUGAGCCUAUUUUCUAGUUAACCGUUCCUCAGGUUAUUAAAAAAGCCGUGAUGUGAUGUGUCGCAUGGUACAUUUGGUUACUUUCCGGAACAGGUUCCGGAGCACCACCGGGUCUCCCAAAUAUAGUCUGAGGCAAUAUCAUUGCUAACGUACAUCAGGUUACAUAAAAAAAACCACGAUUUGAUUUAUCUUAUGCAUGGGUACAAAUCACUUUUACAUUUGACCACUUCCAGUGGGACACCCAGAACUAGUUUCGGGACACUACUGGUUGUCUAAAAUAUGGUCUGAGGCUAUGUUCUUACGAAUCGAUCAUCGUGUUAUCAAAAAAGGGUCUCCAGUUGGCCUAGUGGUUAAGGCUAUGAAUCGCCAAUCCGGAAACGGCGGGUUUGAUUCCCGUUCCGGUCGGGAACAUUUUCUCGACUUCCUGAGCAUAGUGUAUCAUUGAACUUGCCUCACAAUAUACAAAUUCAUGCAAUGGCGGGCAAAGAAAACCCUUCAAUUAUGACCUGUGGAAGUGCUCUAAAGAACACUAAGUAGAAAAGAGGCAGGCCAAGUUCCAAUGCGAACGUCGAGCUAUAAAGAAGAAGAAGAAGUUAUCAAAAAAGCUGCUAUUUGAUGUACUGUCAAACCCCGCGUAUUCAUCACUCUUUAAUAAGACACUUUUUAACUUGUACCCCGCUCAUUCGAAAUUUGUUGAAUUAAAAAAAUGAUCAAAUGUCUCAGUGUAAUACACUGUAAAUACGAAUGAUACGAUAUUGUGAUGUUACUUACACCCGCAGCGGCUCCUCGUGCAGCUGCUACUUCCGAAAGUUCUAAUUUGGUGCAUUCCGACACCUGAUCCGUUUGGUGAUCAACCGCAGUGAACCUCGGAAGCCAACAAUCGUAAAAUGUAUUGUCUAUCCGGUUGGAAUCAAGACCGACAUUCAAUCAAAAAUUGCCAUUUUCUUGGUCCACAAGUGUCGCAACUGUUUCGCAUCUAGUGCGCUGUGUUGCUGACAACAACGGGAAGGAUGCGCACUACUUCUGACAUGAUUAAAAAACGUCGCGAGUUGGGUCGCGUCGCGACUUGAUUGUGCGAAGUCCGGUUUGGUGGCGGCCCGACAAUACAAGCUAUCAAUUCGUACCACAACAAUAUCUGUAAGAUUUGUGUUCAAAAACAAAUCAUACAAUCUUAACAAAACUAAAAUAGAGUUAGUUUAUCGAAUUGAAAGUUUACACAGGUAAUUUGACAGCAAUCAUUGUCGAAUCAGCGUGGUUUUAUGGUACGACACGCAUGGAUUUGAUUCAAUUUCACAUUUACAACUUUCGGUUCACAUUUUACCACUUACCGAUUGUCCCUGAUGUGUUUUUUUUGUUUUUAUUUAUGUGUAUUUUAACUAGUUGCUAAUUCUACACUCGUCCCUGAUGUGGUCUUAGACUAGUUUCAUGCAAAUUAUUAAUCAGUUCUCCUAAAAAGUCGCAAAUUAAUGUAAUGCAUGUAUGGGUUUGGUUCAUUCGUGCAUUUCGCCAGUUCCGGCGAGGCACUCGAAUCUGGAUCCGGAACAUUACUGACCUGAGACUAUUUUCUUGCUGACCGUUCUUCGCGUUAUCGAAGAAGCCGUUAUUUAGUGUGCUGCGUGUAUGCGUUUGGUUUUUUUUUUCUACAUUUGACCACUUCCGUCGGGGCACCUGGAACCGGUUUCGGUACACUAUUGGUUUUCCAAAGUAUGGUCUAUGAUUUUUUUUGUUAACCGUUCAUCAGCUUACCUAAAAAGUCAUUAAAUGUGUCGAAUUUAUGGGUUUGGUUCUCCUUUACAUUUGACCACUUCCGAUGGGGCAACCGUAAUCGGUUGCGGAACACUACCGGUUGUCCCCAAUAUGGCCGGAAAUUUUUUUUUUGUUAAAUCAAGUUCCCUGAAAAUCCGCGAUUUGAUGUGUCGCUUGCAUGGGUUUGGUUCCCUUUUAUAUUUGGCCAUUUCCGGCGGGACACCCGGAACCGGUUCUGGAUCGCAACCGAUUCAGAUAUGUUCUGAAAAUAUUUUCCUACUUACUGUUCAUCAAGAUAUCAAAAAAGCCACGAUUUGAUGUGUCCCUUACAUGGGUUUAUUUAACUUUUAUACUAUGCCACCUCCGGCGGAACAUCUGGAACCGGUUCCGAUAUGGUCUAAGAAUGCUUUCCUGCUAACUGUUCAUCAGGUUAUCGAAAAAGCUGUGGUUUGAUAUGUCACAUGCAUGGUUUUAUUUCCAUUUUAUAUUUGGCCACUUCCGACGGGACACUCGGAACCGGUUUCGGCACACUAUUGGUUUUCCAAAGUAUGGUCUAUGAUUUUUUUUGUUAACCGUUCAUCAGCUUACCUAAAAAGUCAUUAAAUGUGUCGAAUUUAUGGGUUUGGUUCUCCUUUACAUUUGACCACUUCCGAUGGGGCAACCGUAAUCGGUUGCGGAACACUACCGGUUGUCCCCAAUAUGGCCGGAAAUUUUUUUUUUGUUAAAUCAAGUUCCCUGAAAAUCCGCGAUUUGAUGUGUCGCUUGCAUGGGUUUGGUUCCCUUUUAUAUUUGGCCAUUUCCGGCGGGACACCCGGAACCGGUUCUGGAUCGCAACCGAUUCAGAUAUGUUCUGAAAAUAUUUUCCUACUUACUGUUCAUCAAGAUAUCAAAAAAGCCACGAUUUGAUGUGUCCCUUACAUGGGUUUAUUUAACUUUUAUACUAUGCCACCUCCGGCGGAACAUCUGGAACCGGUUCCGAUAUGGUCUAAGAAUGCUUUCCUGCUAACUGUUCAUCAGGUUAUCGAAAAAGCUGUGGUUUGAUAUGUCACAUGCAUGGUUUUAUUUCCAUUUUAUAUUUGGCCACUUCCGACGGGACACUCGGAACCGGUUCCGGGACACAACCGGUUCAGAUAUGGUCUGAGAAUAUUAUCCUGCUUACUGUUCAUCAGGAUAUCAAAAAAGACACUAUUUGAUAUGUCGCAUGCAUGGGUUUGGUUAACUUUAAUACUUGGCCACUUCCGGCGGGACAUUUGCAACCGGUUCCGGAAUACUAGCGGUUCCGAUAUGGUCUGAGAAUGUUUUCCUGCUUACUGUUCACCACGUUAUCGAAAAAGCCGCGAUUUGAUAUGUCGCAUGCAUGGGUUUAGUUCACUUUUAUGUUUGGUCACUUCCGGCGGGACACCCGGAACCUGUUCCGGGACACUACCGGUUCAGAUAUGGUCUGAGACUAUUUUUCUGCUUACCAUUCAUCAAGUUAUCGAAAAUGCCGUAGUUUGAUGUGCCGCAUGGAUGGGUUUGUAGCGUUUUAAUAUCUGGCCCCUUCCUGGGGUACCGGUCCGGAACACCUAAAUGGCCAUAACUCCGGAACGGCUGGACCGAUCUGAACCAUUUUCAAUAGGAAACAAUGGGACCAGAUUCCGCGUCGAAUGAACCGUCGGUCAAUAAAAUCGGUUGAGGUUUACUGCCAAAAAGUGAUGUGAGUUUUUUUGUACACACACAUACACACACACACAUACACACACACAGACAUCACCUCAAUUCGUCGAGCUGAGUCGAUUGGUAUAUAAGACUUGACCCCUCCGGAGGCUCUAUCAAAUUUUCGUUUUUGGAGUGAACAUAUAGCCUUUCGGUACACCUUGGUGUACGAGAAAGGCAAAAAUACUGAAUAAAAUCCAAAUGAGCCCUACACUGAAAAAAUCAUUUCUAAAAAUUCAAAGUUGAUUUUAAAAAAAACACCAUUUUUGAUUUUGAUGAAAUUUUGUCUCAAGACAGGUAAUUAUGUUCCCUACCAACCGUCCAUACAUCACAAGAUGGGCACUUUUAAGGAAAAAAAGUUGUUCUAACAAAAACUUUUUCAUGUCCAAAUUAUUAUUUUUUCAGUGUCUUUUUAUAAAAACAAACUAAACCAGUGAAGGUUAUCUAGUAAUCUCAAAAUGCAAUGAAACUUAUUGUGUCAUAUGCGACAAUGCAAUGCACCCAUAUUCACGCAGCAGCACUCUAGAAGUACGAAACAAUAUACAAUUAGAACACGCAUUUCAUACGUGCUGCUGUAAUUUCUACCCAAACGUUUCUACCCCAUGUUCUUACCUAAUAUUAGGUAAGGCUAUUUAUUAGAUUCGAACUACCUAAUCGAAAAAAAAAACAAAUCAAGAGUUGUACCUAAAGCAAAUAUGAACAAAACAAGAAAAUGAAUCGGUAUCAUUCAACGUGUUACUUCUCUUUGGUUAUUAAAGGCAGUUCUGAAAAGUAAUGGAUCAAUCGUAUAAAUCAAAAUUCAACAAAUUCAAGUGCAGUGCAAAAAUAAACAAUCCAAAGUGCAACCGUCAUAAUCUACGGGGCAUGUCAUUAAGAUUGAUAGAUAAAAUUCAUUCCAUGGGAUAUACACAUGAAAUCGACGAAUCGAUGAGUAUUUGUGAGUCAUGUCGUGGAUUGAUAAGUCACAACAGAAGCCCGAAUACGAAAAAACGUCGAUCGGAUGGAAACGACGAAACUAUGCAACCAUCAUUUAGUGGGCAGCAACAUCAUGAUGUUCCAGAACCAGAACCGUCAACGAGUGGUCAACAAAUCGAACAUGAGCUGGAUAUGGUACCAUCUAUUCCAUCAUUGGAGUCAAUUCCGUCAACAGAUCAACUACAGGGUCCCCAUAAUAUUGAGAAGUUUAAUACCAUUGCUGAAACAUUGAGUUUAUCGCCAAUCUCAUCUAGAAACAUGAGAAGUAUGGAAUAUCGCAUAAACAAAUCAUUGCAGAUUACGAAAGCAGUUCGAAAAAAUAUCUUCGGAAUAGAUUCAACGGAUGUUGGCAAAGUGGAGGCGUAUGACGAGAUAAUUAUGCAGUUAAAGGAUAAGUUCAAUCACCCUACAACUGACAGAAGCGAACAGAUUAAAAUACUAUCUGUACUUCCUAAGUCUUGGUCGGUAAAUAAAAUCACAAGAGAGUUUAACGCACCAAUGUAUAUGGCGAGGCAGGUGAAGGAUCUUGUUUAUGAACAGGGUAUUCUUUGUACCACCGAAAAAAGAAGGGGGCAUGGUAUUGAUGACGAUACAAAACAAAUAGUAAGAGAAUUUUUUGAUGAUAAUGAUAUCAGCAGGCCAAUGCCAGGAACAAAUGAUUUUGUUUCUGAGGUUCGAAAUGGAAAAAACAACAAGUUCAAAAACGACUUUUGAUGAUGUCGCUCAAAGAGGCUUAUAUGAUUUUUGAAGAUAUGUACAAAACUGUGAAUAUUGGUUUCACAGUAUUUACACAGUUGCGACCAAAGCAUUGUAUUUUACUUGAUUCUACUGGUAUACAUAAUGUAUGCAUAUGUACUAUUCAUGAAAAUGUAAAUUUAAUGUUCAACAGUAUAAGAAUUGUGUCACAAGAUGAAAUAAUACAAAACAUGCUUUGCGAUAUUUCCACCAGAACAGAUAAUUGCUUUUUCCGUGCUUGUGAAAAGUGUGCUUGUAAUGAACACAUUGAAAAGGAACUUACAUUGAUAUUAGAAUCAAAUGACAAAGAAGAAAUUAUAUUUCAGCAGUGGUUGAAUACUGAUCGCUGUAAUUUAGAAACGAUUAUUAAACCUGUUGAUGAAUUUGUUCCGUAUCUUGUUGAUAAAAUUGACAAACUUAUAACACACGACUUUAUUCAUAAACAACAAUCUUCAUUUCUCAGAAAUAAAAAAGAUACAUUAAAGGAUGAUGAAAUUCUUGCGAUUUGUGAUUUCUCUGAAAACUAUUCAUUCAUAAUUCAAAACGCUGCUCAAGGAUAUCAUUGGAACAACUCGCAAGCAACAAUACACCCAUUUGAAAUUUACUAUAUGAAAGAUAAUAAACUUGUAAAUGUUAGCUUCAUUAUCAUAUCGGAAGUAAUGGCUCACGAUACAGUUUCGGUCCAGUUGUUCAUCUCAAAAAUGAUAGAUUUUAUGAAACAAUUAACGAACUUUUCUAAAAUUUAUUUUAUGUCUGAUGGGGCAGCAUCACAAUACAAAAAUAAGAAGAACUUUGCUAGUCUAUGUAGAUUCCAGUCGAAGCAUGCAUUAAGAGCAGAAUGGCAUUUUUUUGCAACGUCCCACGGUAAAGGUCCAUGUGAUGCUAUUGGUGGCACUCUCAAGCGAAUGGCAAAGAGAGCAAGUCUUGCUCGAGAUUAUGGAAAUACCAUAACAACUCCACGAGAGUUAUAUAACUGGGCAGUUGUACAGACAGAUAAAAAUAUAACUAAAUUAAAUUUCUGUUACGUAUCCACUGAACAGUACAUUAAAAUGUCAGAAGAUCUCGAAGAAAUAUAUAAUAACGCCAAAACAAUACCAGGCACUCAGAAAUUCCAUAGUUUUUUGCCUAAGAAAAUACAUUUGUAAUAUUUUGAAGUUUUUUAUGUAUAUGAAAAUCCUUCCAAAUGAUUGAAUAAAUAACACAAAAUCUCCUAGAAAAUUGAGUUUCAUUGGAUUCUGGGAUUGUUAUGGCCUUCACUGGUUUUAUUGUUGAUAACAAAAUACACUGAAAAAAAAAAUCAUUCGAACAAGAAAAAGUUUUUGUUAGAAAAACUUUUUUUCCUUAAAAGUGCCCAUCUUGUGAUGUAUGGACGGUUGGUAGGGAACAUAAUUACCUGUCUUGAGACAAAAUGUCAUCAAAAUCAAAAAUGGUGUUUUUUUUUAAAUCAACUUUGAAUUUUUAGAAAUGAUUUUUUUCAGUGUAGGGCUCAUUUUGGAUUUUUUCAAUAUUUUUUUCUUAAAAUUUGACUUAUUUUGUGAUAAUCACCCAUACAACACUUUUUUGUAGGAGUAGUCAUUUUUUAUUAAAACAUUUUUAAAAAAUCCAUAAAAAAAGUUUAGCCCUUUUCAAAAGUCAGUCGAGAAAAAAAAUUAGAAAAAUGAGUAUGCAAAGUGGCUUAUCUGGGCAAGGUCUACACACCAAGAAAGUUUCGUUGUAAUCUGAGAGGGUGCUGCCAACAUUUGUUCGAGUUGGCGCGAAAUCCGUCUUUUGGGACGUGAAAUGUAGCAUUACAAGAGCAAUAAAACUAGAGAAUUUUAGUUUAUGAUUGAAUUCCUCAGAAGGUUUACUUUGAAUUCUACUAGCAUUUUUUGUAAGAUUUCUUUCAUGAAUUUCUGCUGGAAUACCUACCGAAUGUCCUUCUAAAAUUUCUGCUCUAAUUUUUUAAGGUAUUCCUCGUAGAGAUCUUCCUACUGUUUCUCUCGUUUUUUCUCAAAGAAUUCCUAACAAUUCUUGAAUUUCUUCAUGAGUUUCUCCAAAAAUGCCCCGAAAAUUGUUGUGUUUUUUUUUAAGUCACACCUGAAGUUCCAACAUGUUGUUUAUCGGAAAUUCUUCAUGAAUUUCUACAGAAAAUGUGUGGAGUUCCUCCAGGAAUGCCUUCUAGACUACAUUCAGAUAUUUUACCAGGAUUUCUUCCAUGAAUUUCUAUAGGAACCCCUCCUAAAGUUCUUCCAGUAGUUUCUACUACAGCUCUUUCAAAAGAACUUUCCGGAAUUCUUCAUGGAGCACAUACUAGAGCUCUUGCUGAUUUUCCUCCAGCAAAUUCUCUCGAUUUUUUCUGAUAUAAAUUCAUUGGUUCCUCCUGAAUUUCUUCUGAAUUUCGCCAAGAAUUUCUUCUGGACUUCGUCUAGAAAUUGUUCACCUGCAUACAUUCUGCCUGGCUAUACGGACUACACCCUGGAUUUUUCCAAAAGCUUGUUCAAAGAUUUCUCGAAAAAAUCCUUAUAGUGUUUCUGGCGAUGUUCCUCCUAAUAAUCAGUUAUCAGUAAGAAAUUUUCAAGGUAUUUCUUCAUAAAUUCCUCCAAGAAAUAUUUCUGGAGAUCUUAAGGUUGAAAUCCGGGGAUUGUGCUUAGAAUGCAUUCUGGAAUUCAUCUUAAUUAUUCUACUGAAGUUUCUCUGGAAAUUUAUUCUGAACGUCCUCCAGGAACAUCUUCUGGAGAACGCCCAGAAAUUUCUCCUAGAGUAUUUCGAGGGAUUUCACCACCAGUUUCUCCCAAAUCUCUCCCAGAAGGCUUAACUAAACCACUUCCAAGAACUUAUCUUGUAGUUUAUCCAUUAUUACCUCUUUACUUACUUCUAGCAACUCUCCAGGAGUUUUUUUAUGACUUUCAUCUGAAGUUCAAAAAACAUUUUUUCCUGAAAUUCAGACAUUGCUUUUUAUGGAAAUCCUUCUGGAGUUUCUCUAGAACUAUCCGCAGGACUACAUUCCACUUACAUUUUGGAGACCUCCUGAAAUUCUUCAUCAAAUAAUUCCUGAAGAUCCUUCAGAAACUCAAUAUUAAAUUACUCCUAAAAUUCUUCCUGAGAGUUCGUUUAGGAAAAAAUCCCUCUGACAUUCUCUUGAAAUUCUUGAAGAAAUUUGUCCUGGACAUUAUCCUGGAAUCGUAUCUGGAAUACACUGAAGAUUUUUUUACGACGAUAAGGGUAUCGCGUAAAAAAACCUCGUUAUUUAAAAAAAAACGUCGUAAAAAACUGCGUUAUUUGUAAAAUAACGUCGUGAAAAAGUCAAAUCACGGUAGAUGUGGACCUGACUAUCUUACGCGUGUUUCUAAAGAAAACGAAAAACGAAAAAAGAAAUAAAAAACUACUUAAAAAAAACUACAGUGUACAUCGUUUUUUUUUUUGAAGUUCCUUCUAAAAGCCCACCAUGGAUUUCCCUCGGAGUUCCACCUAGGUAAAGUUCCAGUAAAUUUUUUUUUUUGAAAUUUAUCAAUCGAUUCCUGAAAUUAUCGUGUAUUUUGUUAAAUAAAUUCUACUAGAAUUAUUCGUGAAUAUCUUCCUGAAAAUCUUUAAAAUUUUCUUCCCAAGUUUCCUCAGAAAGCCUGCUUGAAAGCCUCCAGAAUUUUUUCCUGAAAAUCAUCCAGGGACGUCUUUCAAACAAUUUAUCAAAAUCGUCCUAGAUUUUUUCCAGGUCAUUUUUCAGUUAUUCUAUCUGUUAGCCCCCAUAUUAUUCUUCAAAUAGACUUUCCAGGAAUUUCUUCUAAAGUUUUUUAAGAUAAUUUUGCGGAUUUUUUCCAGCAUUUUUUGUUACUGAUUAGUUAACGGCCAGCUGGAACUUAAUUGGAAAGCUUGUCCUCGAUUCUCUAAAGGGAUUUCCACUUGAGAAUCAUGAGGGAUUUCUCCUGGAGAUUGUUCCCUAAAGUUGUUCUCUUCGACUUUUUUAGUGGAGUUGCUACAUAAAUCUCUUCUGGAGUUGUUUGAGUAAGAUUUCAUGAAAAUUCUGCAAAUAAUAUCUCUGAAAUUUCGCCAGGAACUGUUACAUAAACCGAUCUUAGAUUUUCUUCUGAAUUUAUAUAGAAAUUCUGCUUUGAGUUACUUUAGGAUUUUUUUUUCAAAAGUUUCUUCAGGAAUACUUACCAAAGUUCAUAUAGAAGUUUCAUGGGAUUUCUAAUUCAUCAAGAAGUUCGAAUGCCUCUUCGUUGAAAUUAGUCCUUGAGAUUUUUUCUGGAACUUUAUAUGUAACUUUUACAAGAACUUCUUUUGAAUCACUCCAGGAAUGUUAAUGGUUUUUCUACAGAUUACUUUCUGGAGUUGCUCCAGUAGGUUUUCAAGGAAUUCGUUCAAAAACAUCUCCUGGAGUUGCUCUGGAAAGUUAUUUUUUCAGACUCUGUAGAGCAAUUUUCACUUAACAGUCUUGAGGUAUUUCUUCUGAAGAGUUUUUCCUUGAAGUUGUUCAAAACAAUAAUUAUUUCCUUUUUUUUAACCCUCUAAUAUCCAACCCCGCCUUUGGACGUGGUAUAGUUUGAGCAUUUUUGUAAUUUUUGUAUAGUAGGCAAUCAAUAUUUUUAUAUUUUUGGCUAAUAUUUAGGACUGUUCUGUAUACCUCAAAAUGUUUUUUGGUGUCUUUAAAACCGUAUUUACAUUAAAAAAAAAUCAUUGAAAAAUUGAUGUUUUGGUCACCUUUUGGAAGUCAUUGAUUAUUUUGUAUUGAAUAGCUACAAUCAACAUAUUUUAAAUUUUUCCCAAAUCAUUUAAUCGUAGUGAAGGGAGUCGAAUACACUGUUAAAUUAUUAUUCUUAAAAUUACACGGAGAAAAAAAAAAAUUAAAUAUUUCAUCAAUAGUUGUAAAAUCUCUUAAUGUUUUCGUCUCAAAAAAUCCGUCGCCCAAACAGGCUUCCAGGAAAAAUAUAAAAGUAUGGGAAUGUUUGAAAAUGAAAAUUAGAAAAAUCGAAAACCGAAAUUCACAAAAUCGAGAAUUAAAAAGAAUCAUCUUUCAAAAAAUGUUUAAAUCGAUUUUAGAUAACGGAAAAUGAUAUUUAGACCAAAAUAAAAAAUUUUGGUAUAAGAGGGUUAAGAAUUUCUUUCUGGAGGAACAGAAAAUAUUCUUGAAAAACUUCCAAGAAUUGCCAUGCAGUUACUUCAAGAAUUCCUCAUGAACCUGUCUAUGAAUUUCUCCUAGAAUCGCUUCCAGAUUUCUAGGAACUAUUCCAGCAAAUUCUACAGGAGUUUCUCUAUAAUUUUUAGCGAAGUAUUUCCUGAAGUCUCUUCUGGAUUUUUUUCUGAAGGGUUUUAUUAAACAUAAAAAAAUCACCUUAAGUUGUUCCAGAACUUCUACAAAAACCACAUUUUUUUCAGAAGUAUUUCCAAAAGCUCCUCCUACAUUUCUACUUAGCACAAAUGUCUCCGAAAAUUUCUCUAAAAUUAUAUCCCAGAGUUGCUGUAAGAUUCCUUCAGAAAUUCUUGAUAUUCUUGUAGUUACAUCUGAAUAUUGUUCUUGAGCUGUUCCAGAAAUUUCUUAUAACGUUGUUUCAGAGUUUUUUUUUACUAUUUCCAGAAGUUUCCCAUUAAGUUUCUUGAGUUUUAUUUUUGUAUGAAGUAUUGUUUUCCGGGAAUUUUAUGCUCAGCUUCUCCAGAAUGAAUUUUUCUAAGAGUUCCCUCAUUCUCCAAGAAAAGUCUUCUGAAGUUUUCCUCGAAAAUUGUUCAAAAGUUUCUCCUGAGUUUAGGAGAAACUUUAGGAAUCUUGCCUAAAUGGAAGAGGAGUUUCAUUUGGAUUUAGUUCCUGAAGUUUGAUGUAACUGAUCCAAGGAUUUCAUUAGAAAUUAAUUAAAAAGAAUCCUGGAGUUGCUAUUGCGUAGGUUAAAAAAAACUCUUCUAGGGAUGGUGGAAUUGUUACUAGAAUUUUCUUCUAGAAGAACAACAACAUCUUUUUCCCGGAACUGCUCCCACAGUUUUUGGGUGCUAUUUCAGAAAUAUCUCGUGUAAUUUUAACAGUAUAAUAUUAUUAUUAUUAUUAUUAUUUUUUUUUUUUUUUUAUCUGUAUUAACGAGAUUUUUAGCCCUAGGCUAGUUCAUCUCGGGACCCACGCUUUACUUCCCUUCCGAAGGAAGAACUCACAUUUUUUGCGAGUUUGUCGGGAGUGGGACUCGAUCCCAGGUCCUCGGCGUGAUAGUCAAGUGUUCUAACCAUCACACCAGGUCCGCUCCAGUAGUAUAUUAUUAAGUUUCCUCAUUGAUUUCUCUAAAAUCUUCUUCUCGCAUUUAUCUUGAAGUUGCUUUUGAAAACCUCCCGGAAGAAGAUGCCUCCCGGAAUUUCUUCCUCAAUUUCUUCUGAGGUUUCUCCUAAAACUUUCCUUCUGAAUCUAACUUGGGUUUUCAAGUUGAUUAUUGUUGCAAAUUGCAAAUUUUCUUAAAGUAUCAGUAGGCAUUUCUCCUCGUGCUUCUCCAAGGCUUUCGACUGCAGUUCAUCCAGAAAUUUCUUCUAGAACUGUUUAAAGGAUACUAGCAACAGUUGCUCCAAGAAUUUGGUUUCAGUGCAGUUGAUUCUGGGAAUAUAGCCGUAGUUUUUUUUUCUGAUUUUUUGUUAGAGUUACAAUAGAAAUUUCUACUUAAAUUUCUUCAAGAAUUCAAGAGUUGCAUAAGAUUUUUUCUAGGUGGCCAUAAGUUCGCUGAAGUUUCUUCAGAAACUUUUCAUUAGAUUUAUUUAUUCUUGUUUAAGUUCCUUCAGGAACCCGGUUGUCAAUAUUUCUAAAAGUUCCUCUAUACAUUUAGGAUAGAGUUACUUCAAAUUAAUUCCAUUAAUGUCUCCUAAAAUUUCUCCAUUACUGUAACUGAUGCUGGAAUAUGGUUCUAAGUUUCUUCAGGAGUUUUCCAUCAGCUCUACAAACUAUUUCUUCUGAUGUUGCACUACAAUUUUUUUUUUGGUUCUUCAGGAAUAUUUUCAGGAGUUGCUCCAAGAUAUUUUUCGAGUUUCUUUAGAUUUUUGUAACUACUUCAGCAUUUUCCCUGCAGUUACUCCAGAAAAUCCCCAUAAAGUUUUUCUUCCAUUUUUAUAGUUUUUGAAAUUAUAACUUUCAUAAAAUUGUUUGCAAUUCCUCAGAAAUUUUAUACUACAGUUUUUUCAGAAACGUCUAUUUAUAUUUUUUUCAGAUGUAACAUAUAGGUGUUUUCUCGUUGUCAGUCCAAAGCAAAGGCUUAAGGAAAGAAAAGCAGGGAAAUAUGAAGGAAAAGCUUGCUAAAUUUUUCGACAUUCUAUUGACUAAAACUAUUGCCGUACCCAAAAAAGUUAUGGCUAACCGCAUUUUGCGUUGAAACAGAACCCGGAAUGUUAUUCAAAUUUCUAAACCACGCAAAAGCGGUUAGUGAGCAACAGAAUCGCAAUUUCGAAAAACCCCACAACUAAUUCUUCAACCAAAGGAAGCGCAACACAAAACAUGAGUAAAACUCAUAACAUUUCAAACCCGGAACCAAAUUACCACACUUCCCGUAGCCAUAACAUUGGCAACAGCUCUAGCUAGGAUGUAGGUUGAGAACAUGUAGAAACAUUCUACCCACGUUUCCUUGCGUCGUCGGUAGUUGUUCGAAUGCGAUUCUACCGUUUUGCUUUGCAGUGGAGGAGGAUUAGACCACACGCAUUUUCAUAACAAACGGUAGAUCUACAGAGGGACCCGACUAGAUGGACAUUACAAAAUUAUAACAAGCUGUGUUAUUUUGUUACAAUGAAUUUUUAUAACAAGGGUUGAUAUAAAAUAUGUACCGUUAGUAGUUAAAAUAACAAAAAUUCUAACAAAGUUCCCACUGAAAAGAACAAAAAUGUGAUAACUCAUGUUAUGAUCAUAACAAAAAUAUUACAAAACUUGUUCCAUUAAAUAUGAUAGAAUUUAACAAAAUUAUAACAAAUUGUGUUAUAAUUCCUGUGACACCUAUUAGGGUAAAAACUAAUUUUUAUACUAAUUUUUUGGGUAAAUAUUAAUAAAUGUGUUAUUCUAUUUUUAGAAAGAAGAAAGUAACAUGAAAAAAUAAUUUCCAGAACGUUGUAAAAUUCUUGGAUCCGAACGGGAUUUGAACCAAGACACCUUCCAUCGGUAGAAAUCUGACGCCUCUGCCAAUGAGACCAACACGGCUCUUGAAGAGCGCGAUGAAAGAAGCUUUACUGGUUCUACGUAUUGCCAGUUUCCUCAUUCAAAUCCUUGUUUGUCAGACGCACACGAGCGGGGUAGUAUGACGUCAUAUGGAGCUCGUUGACGUAUAAUAGACUUGAUUUGUCGUUAGUGAUUUUGUUUUAAUCUAUCACAAUUAUAUGAUAUGCAGAUAUGAUAACAGCUGUAGAUAUAAUUUAGUUACAUUCCACAUUUUUUUAUAUUUUAAGCAAUGAAAAGGAAUCUAUCACACAAGGGGUAUAUCGUCACGUUUGGAGGAGGCAGGGAGGGUUGAAAAUUUCCAAUUUUAGCGUGACGUACUUAAUAGAUGCUACCUAAGGUCGAAGCAAAAUACAUAGGUAGAAUAAACAAAUUACAUGAUAUAAUUAUUUAGUUCCACUUUUGCUUUAUCCAUGUUCGAUAACAUUCACUACUUGGUAUACUUUUUGGCGAAAUUAGAACAGCAGUACUAACAUUGUAAUCGUUUGCUGUCUUUAUCUUGAGGGUUUUAUCGUCUAAAUUGCCUGAAACUUGUUCACGCAGUACCAACACGUACUCUAUGAAAGCAGCUGUUUUGUUGGUGAGGAUUCUUAUUCGAUUGGCACAUCAUCCGGGAACUAUUCCGGUUUUGGAUUAGAGUGCAAUAAAAGAACCCCAAAAAAAUAGAAACAGGAUAGCUGUGAAGUAUUUGAUUUCCAGCUAUGUUCCAGCUUACAGUUUGUAUUGAUAAUAAUGUUUACAUCCGACAAGCCAUGGUGAUAUCUUAACAGAUUUUUUCAUUACACCUUCUAGCUGUAAUGGUAUCGCAUAACGAUAGUAGCUUUGACAGUAGAAUUUGGCAGAUUAUAACUAAAUGAUAACAAGUUCUGUUGCAUUUUUUUUUUUUUUUUUGAAACAAAUAUGACGCCGUUCCCAAAUUACGCGUCGCUCAAGGGAGAGGGGAAAGUACAACCGAGCGUAACGGCCCAUACAGGACUUUCAUUCAAAAAAGGGUAACGCACAGUGUUUUAUUUUGCCAAUUUCGUGACAUGAAGAGUUGAAUGAUCAAUCCACCUAUAAGUGAGAUUAAAAACAUAUUUUUUUCAAAAAAUGCAGAUAGACGUUUGAUGUCUUCGGCAAAAUUGUGCAAAAUGCAAUUUUAAACAACUUUGUCAGAGACGUCAUAAUGCUAAAUCUCAUACUUUACGAGAUAUAUUGCGUUGUAUGUGCAUGACCCCUAGAAAUCAUAUAUUUUAUCAUAACUUUUUAACGGGAUUUUGUACAUUUUUUGCGUCUUCUACAAAGUUUUUUGGAAUGUGAAAAUACAUGUUUUGCUGAACAUCAAAAAACGCUAGUUUUUUACAUAACAAAGUUAUUUACAAAUUACUGAUUUUUUUAGGGUAACUUUGAUCUCAUCUAACUUCUUUCGGCGCAAAAUGGCGCAGAGUACCGUUUCAAAUAAUGAAACAAUUAUAUUUUUACUAUAUGAAAAUGGCUUUAACUUUUGUAUACAAGUACAUAAGUGACCCGAUUUUGUCAGCCCCUUUCCGGAACACAUUUUUUGCUCCCGUCGAAAAUCUAAACCGAUAUUCACACUUUUUAUCUCUGUAUGUUCUGCCUUUCAGCAGUAGUUUGAUGAUGAUCUUAAAUGAAUUGAUCAAAGUUUGACCGUUAGAUAGUGAGAGCAAAAAGUUCGUCGCAAAAUGGGGCUGACAAAAUCGGGUCCAUACUGUAUAUCCUUUAUGGGUUAUGGUAGAAAAACAAACAAUUAUCAAGUAUUGAAAUUAUUUAAUAUCUUCUUCAUUUAACGAGAUAGAAUGUCUUAAUGUUCAACAAAGAUGUGUAUUUUUAUAAGUUUAACAACUUUGCGGAACAUUCAAAUAAUGUAAAAAUUCUGAAUUAAAAGUUAUAGAAAAAAUAAAUUUCUGAGUGAUUU
Molecule: messenger RNA, 15915 nt
Organism: Aedes albopictus (Asian tiger mosquito)
Lineage: Eukaryota; Metazoa; Arthropoda; Insecta; Diptera; Culicidae
Exons: 2
Coding region: 4934-5848 (304 amino acids)
Source: RefSeq, a predicted model, not a curated record